Molecule: messenger RNA, 9548 nt
Organism: Bombyx mori (domestic silkworm)
Lineage: Eukaryota; Metazoa; Arthropoda; Insecta; Lepidoptera; Bombycidae
Gene: Nedd4
Product: E3 ubiquitin-protein ligase Nedd-4
Exons: 21
Coding region: 550-3627 (1025 amino acids)
Biological process (GO): ubiquitin-dependent protein catabolic process; regulation of dendrite morphogenesis; protein polyubiquitination
Cellular component (GO): cytoplasm
Molecular function (GO): ubiquitin protein ligase activity; sodium channel inhibitor activity; protein binding
Source: RefSeq, a predicted model, not a curated record
UGUGAAACGUUUUUAUUCGUAGACGUCAAAGAUUUAAUGAUUUCAACAUUUAUGUCUUUAUGAUCCGAAUUUCAACCUUAAUCUAACCACAUUGUGUGUACAUAACUUUAGCUCAAAUGAAUUUAAAAAAAAUGACCUAAAUAUGUAGCGCAAGGUAUUCGGAACAAUGUGAAUUAUUUGAACAAACAAUGUGUCAGAGCGAACACGGACGCAGCUAUGACGCAGAACGGAGACAAACUUCACGACUAAAUUAAUACCGUUAUCGAACAAACUUCUGAACUAAACUAUUAUAAUCGGACAUUGGAGUACACUUCGCACGACUUGCGGCCGUAUAUUAUUAUGUUAAUCAUUUCCAUACUAAUUGUAAACGGAGAGUUCUUUUAUCGUGCCCACUUCUUGAAGAUAAGAUAAAAAUGUCAUUUGUGUCUCUUCGUUGCAACUAUAGAGCCGUUUUUUAGUUAUCGUUUUUUCUCGUUAUUUUAACAUUUUUGUGAUGUAAAAAGUGGAAAUGAAAAGUGAUGAGGUGUUUGUAUGCAGUUUUUUUGAGAAAUGUUAGAUUCACGUACGGUUGCAGUGAUGCAUAACGCUAGGCCUCUCGAUGUUGCUGAAACAGGUGAACGUCACAGAAAUCGGUCAUCAUCGUGGACGUCAAGGCGAUGGCAAAAUGGUCUUUUCAGACAGGAACCAAGAUAUUCACUGCAAUGUCAGACUGAUGAGAACAGCUUCCUGCUUCGUCUGAAGAUAAUAGGAGCUAAUUCAUUGGCGAAAAAGGAUAUAUUUGGUGCUAGCGAUCCAUAUGUCCGCGUCGAGCUGCAGAAGGUGGACGGUGACGUCACGAUUGAAACAUUCCUUACUAAGACGAAGAAAAAGACAUUAAAUCCAGUAUGGAAUCAGGAGUUUAUAUUUCGGGUGAAACCUCAAGAGCACAAGCUGCUGAUACAAGUGUUCGACGAGAACCGUCUGACGAGGGACGACUUUCUGGGCAUGGUCGAGGUGCCCCUGGGGUCCGUGCCGGCCGAGUCGGCGGCCAGCGCUCGGCCCAAUGUCGUUAAGUACCCGUUGCGACCGCGCAGGUCCGUUGCAAGAUCGAGAGUGCGUGGCUACAUCGAGGUGUACCACGCUCUGGUCGGCAGAGUAGGUGAUCCCGCCACGGACGAGGCCGCCAACCGCACCGCCGACGACUGGGAGAUGGUGGAGCCUAUCAACCAAGUCGGAACCGUGCAACCGGUCCACGACACGAGUGCGGGCGGGGCCGGCGCUGACGAUGAUUGGGAGCUGGUCGACGCGAGUCAACUCCUUAACAUUACGAUAGGAGGCGACGCUUUGCCGCCGGGCUGGGAAGAGAGACAGGACGCUAAUGGCAGAACGUAUUACGUGAAUCACAUUGAGAGGACCACGCAAUGGGAAAGACCAACUUUCACUCGUCACAUGAGCGUGGAGUCCCAGGCCGAGAGGAUAGAGAACGCCGCCACCGAAUUCCAGAGGCGGUUUCACAUCUCGGCAGACGAGGAGCGAGCCUCCAGCCCGGCGCCUGCGCCCCAGCAGGGGGAUGUAAACAGUACGAACUCGGAAGUGACGUCAGCCGAAGAAACCCCGUUCGCCACGCCCGAUAGGUCGCCGGAAUUGAGGAGAAACGAAAACGAACCAGAGCCAAGGAUAGCGACUAACAUUAGUGUAACCGACUGUGAUAAUAUUGAUAGUAGUUUAAGCAAUAAUGAUACAAGAGAAGACGACGACGUUGUCUGCGCUAAUGAGAUUAGCAGGGACGAAGCUGUCAAUGAGACGGUCAAUACGGAAGCCGAUGAGACAGAAAGAGACGGAAACAACACAAACGCUCAAGACGACGCAGACGAUAACGAUCAGGCUAGUCAAGACACCGUCGACAAUGGAAACGUUCUACAGCAAACCGAGAACAAUGGAAACGAUCUUAACGAUGAAACAACGAACGAAGCGCGCAGCGAACAACCAGUUAUAGAAGACACGUUGACGUUCGACGAGAACCACUUUAGUACGCCGACAGGCGGGGUCUCUCCGGAGAGGUCGCCGCGGACACGACGCCGGAGGACCACGACCAGCUCGAUGGAGGACUCGGAGGACGAGACCGAUGGCUCCACCGAAAGCACGAGGAGUAGCGCCAGCAGCAGCCAGAGUCAGAACUUGCCCAGCAGUGAAGGCUUACCUCCUGGUUGGAGUAUGCAGAGAGCGCCCAACGGCAGGAUAUUCUUCAUUGACCACAACAAGAAGACCACCACGUGGAUAGAUCCCAGAACCGGUUGCGCGUCCAGCCUGCCCAGCGCGGAGGCGGGCGGUGCGGGGGGCGCGGGGGACGGGGACGAGCUCGGCGCCCUGCCCGAGGGCUGGGAGGAGCGCGUCCACACCGACGGCAGGAUAUUCUUCAUCGACCACAAUACGCGUACCACACAAUGGGAGGACCCUCGCCUCUCCAACCCUCAAAUCGCUGGACCGGCCGUGCCUUACUCGAGAGAUUACAAACGGAAAUACGAAUACCUUAAGAGUCAACUUCGUAAGCCUAACAACGUGCCAAACAAAUUCGAGAUAAAAGUGCGUCGGAACUCGAUAUUGGAAGACUCGUACCGCAUCAUCAGUUCGGUUAGCCGGCUGGAUCUGCUUAAGACUAAGCUGUGGGUCGAGUUCGAAUCCGAAGUGGGGCUAGACUACGGCGGCCUUGCCCGCGAGUGGUUCUUCCUGCUGUCGAAGGAGAUGUUCAAUCCGUACUACGGCCUGUUCGAGUACUCCGCCAUGGACAACUACACGCUGCAGAUCAACCCGAACAGCGGCGUGUGCAACGAGGAGCACCUCAACUACUUCAAGUUCAUCGGCCGCGUGGCGGGCAUGGCCGUGUACCACGGGAAGCUCCUGGAUGCGUUCUUCAUUCGACCGUUCUACAAGAUGAUGCUGGGUAAAGCCAUCGAUCUACACGACAUGGAGUCCGUGGACUUGGAAUACUACAACUCUCUGAUGUGGAUCAAGGAGAACGAUCCGUCGGAGCUAUACCUGACGUUCGCUGUGGACGAGGAGCAGUUCGGCAAAACCGUGCAGAGGGAGCUGAAGCCGGGCGGCUCCAACAUACCCAUUGACAACGACAACAAGCUGGAGUACAUCAAGCUAGUGAUAGAAUGGCGGUUCGUUAGUCGAGUCGUGGAGCAGAUGGUCGCCUUCCUGGACGGGUUCGGGGCGCUGGUGCCUCUGCCCCUGCUGAAGAUCUUCGACGAGCACGAGCUGGAGCUGCUGCUGUGUGGCAUCCAGCACAUCGACGUCCGAGACUGGCGCUCCAACACGCUGUACAAGGGAGACUACCACGCCAACCACCUCGUUGUGCAGUGGUUCUGGAGGGUGGUGCUGUCGUUCUCCAACGAGAUGCGGUCCCGGCUGCUGCAGUUCGUGACGGGCACGUCGCGGGUGCCCAUGAACGGCUUCAAGGAGCUGUACGGCUCCAACGGGCCCCAGCUCUUCACCAUCGAGAAGUGGGGCUCGCCCGAGAACUACCCGCGCGCGCACACCUGUUUCAACCGUAUCGAUCUACCGCCGUACGAGAGCUACCAGCAGCUCAGGGAGAAGCUGAUCAAGGCCAUCGAGGGCUCGCAAGGGUUCGCCGGAGUCGACUGAACGACGUCGCCAAACCGAGACCCUGAUCAACUAACAAAAGACAAGAACUCCUGAAGGGCAUGACUUAGGUUGUGUUCAGGGUACAAGCGAGACGAACCCGGGCCAAUGAACGUGCUACAAAUAUUAAUUACUUUUAUUUACACCGUCUGGUGUUCUUUCAAAAAAUUAAUUAAUUACCUUUGUUUCGAUUCAACGCAAAAUAUAAUAUUUUAUUUGUUCUCAUAACACUUGUGUACUUAAGUGCAAACUUCAAGGCGUAUCUACAUUUAGAAGACAUUUCGAUCUCGGGACGUGCGCGGGACAUUCAUGACGGAACACAUAAUUCACUAGUAGAACUACCGUUUUAGUAGAUGCAUAAGCGCUCGCGCGAGGUCAUUUACCCCCCCUUUUUAUGACGUCACCCUCAAAAUUAAACAUCUGUUUGUAUUGCAUUUAAUGUCAUUGCGCGAGCACUAUGACCGAGCUAUGUUCACGAAGCGGUAAAAAACAAUAAGCUAAAAUCUGAGUAUGUGUUCUUAAAAACCUUUCGCAUGUCCACUUCAAGUCUAUAGUAUAGUACGCUUUAUAAUUAACAUUUACCAAUAAAAAAUAUUUGUAACUCUAUAAAAGAUAUGGGUUCGCAUUUCUAUAUUGCGACGAAUUUUGCGCGCUUCUUACACGCGUGCACUCUAUCGUGUAGCGAUAAGACUUAAAUUUAAAUAUAACAAGAUUCUGUUAUGUUGGCCAUAAUCAGAAAUUGAGGGGACGAAUUAAGUAAGGAGUUUGUUAGUCGUCAACGAAUUUCUGUGAGGAAUAGUAACUCCGGCGCUAGUUUUUGCCAUAAAAAAGUUUUGUUUUUUAAUUUACGUUCCUUAGAGUUUUUAAUGCCCUCCCAUACUUUACAAAUAGUAUCUAAAUUUAUUUAAAAAUAAUAAUAAUUAUUAUUAUUUAAAAUGCAUGGAGCAUUUUAAACAUUUAUAUACAUAAAUUCCCUUGCAGUAUCGAAAUGUAACGCAUAGUUGAAUUGUCCAAAACGAAUUUUCAUUAUUUUUAUUUAACGCAACACGAUAACAUAAAUUAGUAGGUACCACGUUUGCUUCUGUGAACGUGUUUGACGUUUCGAGCGAGCUGUCACUGUCACAAGUGUCAAAACAGAAAAGUCAUAAAAAUAAACGCGGGAAUCCUAUUUAUUAUUUUAUGUGGCUCUGUGGAGGCGGCAAUGUGGUUUUUUUUACGUUUAUUAGUUCCUUGUGGUAUGUACAUGAGUGGUGUAUUUAUUACCAGAGUAAUGAACUUCAGGUAAGACGUGACAUGGAAAUAAAAAAGUUUUUAAUCGCAAAAGUAAAUUUUGAUUUUAUUUAGUUACUGACAAAAAAAGCAGAUUGUCCGCCAUAAGUUGAUUCGUGGAAGUUUUAAUUUUUAUUCUAAAUUUAUGAAUUGUAAAAAAUAUUUACAUCUAUAUGCAUAGACGAGAAAGCAAUACUAGAAAUUACUAUAUUACAGUAGUGGCGACGCGAUUAUGUCGCUUACAAAUGAAUUAUUGUAUAGAUAUAAACGCGUUUAUUUUAGUAAUAAUUACGAAAACGAGUGCCUAUUGUUUCCUCUAAAAAUAUAUAUAUAUACUAUAUAUGAAAAAUAAAAUCGUAUAUGUAGAUUAUAUUAUGUAUAUAAUUAGAGUUCGUUAUAAGGAAUUUAAUUUAAAUUAAAAUUUAAAAAAAAAAUACAAUCACGUAGUCAAUUUUGAUUGUUGUCAAAUUACUAAUUUAAAAUUGCGAUCAAAUUAACUGUUUGGACAAAUUAUUGGAAAUAUCCGUAUUUUUCAUAUUUUAAUUCAAGAUGGUAGCGUACCGUCUUCGUCUACUGCGCAGUUACCUUGCGUUCCUAUUUGAAGGAAUAUGUCUGUAGUCGUCGCGCACUUGAGACAUCGACCUCAAGUCUCAAGACGGCGGCAUUCACGUUAAAAUAUCCACGGGUUCCGGUGACAACUUACAGCCUAGUGGGUCGUGAUCAUUGAGACUAACAAUAGAAACGUUCUAGAUAGGAUGGUAGUAAACGAGAUGAUGGGGGCAUCUCAAACAAUUCCUCAAAGCACUCCCCAUAUACGAUGGUGGUAAAUCUGAUGGUGAGAUAUUCACAUCAACGUAUACGUCAGCAACGCCGAAGGAAACUUCUAGAUACUUUUUGGCUCCUGCCAAGUAAGUACUCUGUGACAUAAGUGUGCCUAGUGCGAGUUUCUUAACGUUCUCGAUAGCGUAAAAGUUAACCCAAUUUUGUAUGCAGUUGAAACAGCGCCCCUAGCGACAAACGUACGCAAACGAUCCCGUUCCAUACAAAUAUGAGCUAACUUUUACGCUAUCGAGAACGUAAAAAACUCGCACUAAGCACACCUAUUAGUCAAUGUCACUAGUUUUAUUUCCGUCCUUGUUUAAUCUUGAGAUUUCUUAAAGUAUUUAAAAAAAAGAAACCUUUAUUUAAUCGUAUUCGCUUUAAGGUCGUCUGUCGAUGAGUAUUUUAAUAUGAAAUUAGAAAAACAAUUUAUGGUCUUCGCAAUUGAAAAACAAAAAAAGGCAUUUGGUAAUUUUUUUUUUUUAACAUACCUUAAUUAAGUCAUACGGUGUAAUAAUGCUUCUCUGUCAACUAUGUUAACAUAAUUGGUGUGAAUAAAGGUUUGUCGGCUCAAUUGCGAAUAGUGAUAGGGCAAACUGAAAAAGAUUUAAAAAAAUUAAUUAAUUGUUGUUCAAUGUAUUUAAUAUUUUUGCACAUAAAUUUAAAUUUUGCAUCACUUUACGAACUUAUACACAUAAUCUGAUGUGAUAGUAAUAGUAUUUUAUAAACAAAAAUAUUGCAACGACUCUUUUAAUGAGAAAAUCGUUUUUUCAUGACAAACGCUCGAACUGUCACAUCUGACAGCUGUCAAGUGUACGUGUCGGACCGGGCUCAAACAUCCGGUUACCUGAUUAAUGUUUGAUAUUGAAAAAUUACUGAAUUUUAAAUAUAAUCGAAACAUUGUACGUGCGUAUUUGCAGAACUUCGGAACGGAAAAGAAAAUAACAAUUAAUUAUUAUUACUCAGUGCCAUGUCAAAACAUCAAACGUGGAAUAACGUAUAUUCAAAUUUUCACCUUAUACGAACUAUAGAGGGUAGAGAAUACCGUCUUGUUUAUGGGAUAAGUUGAAAAAGUUUUCACCCGUAAUGAGCAAGUUCGAAGGCUCACCGAAAUAGGGCUAGUGUAGGAAGUGGAAAUGAUAUGAAUAUAGCAGUUAAAACAGAGUGAAGGGUGUUGGAUUGAAGUGAAGUGUUCAAAUCUUUCCAUUUGCUACUAUGGCGCCAUCUUUAUUGACUCCCUUUCAGCGGACGCUUUUUACUACACUGUUUUUUUAAGGGAUUUUAUGACCUGGUAACUAAGACCUUUAAGUCAUGUCUUAUUUUAAUUUAUAUUCAUAUUUUUAUGAAAAAUGUUAUUAUGGAGUGAAAUGAAAUGAAGAUGAUUAAUUUGAGAUAUUAAUCAACUGGGAUGAAAUGAAAUGAAAUGAGAUGAGAUGAUAUGGGAUGAAACAUAAUCUCAGUAAAAUGGUGGUCAUUUACUAAGAUUUUUUCAGUGGACUUUUUGGAGGAUCCCGAGAUGUUACGUCCAGCGGCUUUGUUUCAUUUUCCCACAUUUGUACACUUUCACAGAUAUUAAACAGUUAAUAAACCACAAUUAUUAGACAUUUAAACCUGAAGAAACACUAAAUAGACAAAAUAAAACAAAUCACACAACUUCACUCCUCCCGUUCCUGCCAAAAAGUCCAUAGUCUGAACGAAUACAGACUUCAAAAUAUUAUGGCAAAUGGAACGGUGUGUAGGGACCACAAAUGUCCCCACAGCAACUAAUAAUUACAUGUAUGUGUUAGCGGUAAUUAUAUUGCAACAAUGCUACUUCAGUCUCGGGAUUGUCGGGCUGUCGAUAGCCUCGUUGCAAUGUAAUCCCAAUAUACGUUAGUCACUUAACUGAAAACGUGUCUUAUUAAUUAGAUAUGUGUCGUUCGUUCAAUUUUAAAGAUUCAGAUCAAUACUGACCUGUUGACAAAAUGAUCCGGUUCGUACGACCCGUUCAGUCGAACGUUUAAAGAAACUGUUAUAGUUCGAUUGUUUACGUGAGAUCAAAACAAUUCAAAUGCGUUAUGCGUCAUUAUGCGACAACGAACGACUAACCGAGACGGGCGCGGGUCGAGACCCGGCAACCCGAAAUGACCAGAAUGACUGUAUGGUUCUUUUCUUCUGAUUCGUAGGUUUUGUUAAGCGAGUCGAUCUAGUGAACGACUCAUAUUUUUUGAAGUGACCCUAUCGUUCGCGCGGAAUUUGAGACACGGGUCGUUUGAUUCGUUCGUUCGCGAACGACACUUAUCUAUUAUUAAUCCUUGCCCGAUAUAGAGACUAAACAGGUGUAUAGAGUUCUUUUUAUUAUUAUUGAGUUAAUAUUUGAAGUGAUAGUUUGUAUAAAAUAUUAAUGAGUGAAUAACAGCCUGCGAUGCAAAUGUACGUCGGAUUUCAUAGCGGAUCGGUCAGUGUGCUUAGUGCAAGUUUUUUAACGUUCUCGAUAGCGUAAAAGUUAACCCAAUUUUGUAUGCAGUUGGAACAGCGCCCCUAGCGGCAAACGUACGCAAACGAUCCCGUUCCAUACAAAUAUGAGCUAACUUUAACGCUAUCGAGAACGUUAAAAAGCUCGCACUAAGCACACAGAUGUCGAUGGUCGCCCCACUCUCUGUUACUCCCAGUUCACAGGUAGUAAAAACUAAAAUUGUAACGUACAUACAACAUAUAUCAACUUGUCUCGCUAGCCUGCUCAGUGCUAUCGCGCCUACCCCUCAAUCAAGACCCGAGCAGGUUCAAAGUCGAAGUCAUACAUUAUUGCCUUAAGCUGUGUGCUUAGUGUGAGUUUUUUAACGUUCUCGAUAGCGUAAAAGUUAACUCAAAUUUGUAUGGAGUUGGAACGUUUGCCUACGUUUGCCGCUAGGGGCGCUGUUCCAACUGCAUACAAAUUUUAGUUAACUCUUACCCUAUCGAUAACGUCAAAAACACUCGCACUCAGCACACUGUAUUUACUCUAGUUGUCUUGUUUGAAAUGUUUUUUUUUCAGCGUCCUAAAUAAACGAAUCGCAUUUUCGCUUAGAUUUAUAAAAUUAUUAUCGUAAUUUUUAUCCUUAAAGUAAAAUACAAAAAGAUAUUUUCGUAUUCAGCACAUAAAUGUAAAUAAACUAGUUUUUAAGGUGUACAAUAGAAUGCUAAAUUAUUUAGGGAAUAUAAACGAAAUUUAAUUACGCAUCCAUUAAAUGGUGAAGUUUAUAAUUAAAAAAAAAAAAAUUAUAAUAAUGGUAAAACGAAAAAUUCUUUAAACACGUACCAGAAUCCCAUUCAUCAUUAUUUUCUAUUUAUAUUUAAUUAGUAAUGUUUCGUUAAUGAUUUCCAUUGUUAAUUAGGAAUAUUACUUAAGUUAGCUAGCGAUGUGUAUUUCAAAUAUUAGUUUCUUUUGAAGUUUUGACGUUUCUUUUUUUUUUUGGUAUUGAAAGCGAAAGCAUUUUUUUUUUUUUAAUAUUUAUAUCAAGACGUACUAGCUACUCUUUUUACUUUUUUUUUUGCCAACCUAUUCUAGUAACCUCAAUCGGUUGUACUAGGUUCACCGGACGUGAUUGCGUAUAGUACUUUGACAGAUUUCAAUUUAAAAACACACGAUUUGGCGGUUUUUUUUUCAUUCGCUGUUCUAACAAGGAAGAUUUGCUGAUGAUUCCCACCCAUCUGAAUUUAUUUGCAUAACUUCGAAACUUCAAAGGAAGAUGAAAAUUUAUAUUCCAUUAUUAAAACGGUUUGGUGACAUUGUAACGUGUCGGCGAAGAAACGCGCCGAGCAUCCAUCACCAGGACUGUGUAAAGAUUCUAAAAAUUAAAAAUAAUUAUGCAAAAUUA